GCCAAGAUACGGACAUCAGAUCAAGCCCCGUCAGAUCCAAAGACGAUGGGUGUAUCGAAGCGGGUAUCGUAUACGGCCUGAGCUACUUUUUGUCUUCGCCCUGCGCACCAUACCUCUUUCCCAACAAACUGCAUUGCCGGAUAGCGUCAUACAUGGAUGUAAAGUGGUAUCCCGCUGCCGGUUGCUGGCCCGCUCUCGGAGGGGGGGCGCAGACAAGGCCAUAUGGCAAAGUUGGAAUACGCUGUGGCACGGUGGUAUCUCGGGUUGAAGGUGGGAUGAACACUCGGGCGAGAGGAAGGAUGAUGAGAUGAUGUCUGCAUAACAGGAGGUCUUUCACUGGCGGGAUGACGACCGAUGGACAUGAGGUUGCAGAGAUGUAACAUGUUCAUAUCUCCUGGUUGAUAUCAAUUGCUUGUUAGCCCACCCCUCUCUUGCCUUUUGCUACAAUUAUCAUUGAAACUCCUUUUGUGAGCACACAAUUGCCAGAAUGGCUCUUCCUAGCGAAACGAGGGCUGUUAUCAUUGCCUCCAUAGGCAAGGCCGAGAUCAAGUCGGUCCCCCUCCCUACGCUUCGAGACGACUACAUACUCGUCCGGACGACAGCCGUGGCGUUGAAUCCCACCGAUUGGAAGCACGUCUACGGGAUCAACCUCGGACCUAAUCAGCCAACCGUUAUCGGCACCCGUGUAGGCUGCGACUACGCCGGCAUCGUCGAGCAAGUUGGGCCCAAAGUGACCAAGACCUUCAAGAAGGGAGACCUCAUCUGCGGCCCGGCCCACGGAUCCAACGCCGUUCAGCCAGAGGACGGGACGUUUGCAGAAUACAUCGUGGUGAAAGGGGAUGUUCAGAUCAAGGUGCCUUGUAACCUCAAAGACUACGAAGCAGCCACGUUGGGAAUUGGGAUAACAACUGCUGGCCAAGGCCUGUACCAAGCCCUCUCCCUCCCCCUCCCUCCGCCAGCUUCUCCUGUCCCGGACCCGGACCCGGACCCCAGAAGAAAGAUCUUGAUCUACGGCGGCAGCACGGCCACCGGCCUCCUCGGUAUCCAGUUCGCCGCUUUAUCUGGAUACACCAUCGCCACGACUUGUUCCCCACACAACUUCUCCCGAGUCCGGUCGCUCGUCGGCAACGGCAGCGUUUCUGCAUAUGACUACCGCUCUCCGACCCUAGCGUCAGACUUGAAAGCAUGGGCUGGCGACGAUCUGACGGUGGCAUGGGACUGCAUAGCGAGCACUGACUCGGCAAAGUUGUGCGCUUCUGUGCUGGCGAAGGAAGGCGGGAAGUACAGGUCUCUGCUGAGGGUGCCGGACGAGGUGGUCAAGGGGGUGAAUGGCAAGGUUGACAGCGGGUUCACGUUUGCGUAUACGGCCUUGGGGGAGGCGUUCAGGAAGGCGGUGGAUAUCCCGGCUGUGGAGGAGGAUUUUGAGUUUGCGAAGCAGUUUUGGGAGCUGGCUAGAAAGUUGUUGGCGCAGGGAAAGGUGAAGACUGUGGAGGCGGAGAUCAAUAGGGGUGGGAAGGGGGGGUUGGAAGGGGUGUUGGUUGGGUUGCGGGAGUUGAAGGAAGGGAGGGUGAGUGGGAGAAAGUUGGUGUACACUUUUGAGAGGUGA
Podospora pseudocomata is the source of this 1606-nucleotide messenger RNA. RefSeq lists its product as uncharacterized. NCBI's taxonomy places the organism in Eukaryota, Fungi, Ascomycota, Sordariomycetes, Sordariales, Podosporaceae. The transcript has 2 exons. Gene Ontology annotation, molecular function: oxidoreductase activity, acting on NAD(P)H. The record is from RefSeq and is a predicted model, not a curated record. The coding region runs from base 488 to 1606 and encodes 372 amino acids.